AUGAACGUCGGCAGAAAUUGGGCGUUUGCGGAAGUUGAAGCGCAAAAGUGCUACGACUAUGCCAAAGACAAAGGAGGCGACUUGGUCGGCACAAUGUACACAGCCAGAGACGUGUGGAAAAUUGUGGAUGCCCUUGGAGGCGAUCGACUGCUUCGUUUUUGGGGCAUCUCAUACGGAACUGUUGUUGGCUCAACUGUGGCGGCUUUGCACCCCGACCGCGUCGAAAGACUUGUCCUUGAUGGUGUGUCAAAUCCACAGCAGUGGUGGGCUGGCGAAACCUGGGAAAUGCUCACAGAUACUGAUAAGGUCUUCUCGGGUUUCCUCAGAACAUGUUUCGAAAAGCCUGAGACGUGUGCCUUGGCUGCCCAGAGCCCCAGUUCAAAUGCUGUGGAAAUGGAGUCUAAGAUCUACGAAAUGAUCAAUAGCCUCAAGUAUCGGCCCAUAUCUGUUCAGAGUAGUGAAGCUAUCCCCAAUGGCAUUAUUGACCACAACUUAGUCAAGGGUGUCAUCCGAAUGGGUCUUUAUUCCCCAUCCACUUACCCAACUUUGGCAGUCCGGCUUCAGCUUCUUCUUGAAGGAAACAUUGACAAGCUUCUCGAAGGAUACUCAGCUACUUGGCCAACGAACAGCCUGGGCGAUAUUGGUUUGACGAUCCCUUGCGCAGACAAUACCCUCCGAGUUGACAACCUGGAGGAAUUGAUGCCGGAGCUCAACAGAGCUGCCAAGAUGAGCCGUCUGGCGGGAGAUCUCCUGUCUUGGAACACCCACAUGUGCGCUCGCUGGAAGCUCAACUCGAAGGAGAAGUUCACGCGCGGGUUCCAUGAGCCUAUCGACACCAAGUUUCCGCUGCUCAUCUUCGGAAACGAGUACGAUGUCGUCACUCCCUACGUGUCAGCCAGGAACAUCAGCACGUCCUUCCCUGGAAGCUCUUUGGUCAAGUACAACGCUUUUGGUCAUGGCAUUCAAGCACAACCGUCGAUCUGCAUCGUCAAUACCAUGCAGAAGUAUCUUGAACAAGGAAUACUACCUGCUGAAAACACAGUCUGCGAGCCCGCUACACAUGUUUUUGAGUCGCAGGAUUGGGCGACCCUCUGGUCGGAGCUUGAGUAUCAGAGACUGAACUCCGCAGCUUAG
Molecule: messenger RNA, 1134 nt
Organism: Colletotrichum spaethianum
Lineage: Eukaryota; Fungi; Ascomycota; Sordariomycetes; Glomerellales; Glomerellaceae
Product: putative hydrolase
Exons: 3
Coding region: 1-1134 (377 amino acids)
Source: RefSeq, a predicted model, not a curated record